AUGGAAAUCGAUGUAGUUAGCCGAACUACCUUACUGUUCGUAUUCAUGGUGGUAGUCAACUUAUCAGAUUCUCAAAACUAUAGCGAAUUCAUUGGCGAUCUGCUCACAACGAAGACGACGUACGAAGCAUCGUUUGGUGGUUUGGAAAAAAUGUCAGCCGCACUGAAUGCUACGAGAACUCACCUGCAAAUGGUCGCCGAAUCGUGUGUUGCUCUGCAAGUCAACGCUUUGAUAAGGCACGGUGUACGAUAUCCCGGUAAACAAUUCUACGGUAACAUAAGUCAGCUUAUAGAUCUCCAGGAACAAAUUGAAUCGGAAGAAUUCUUCCACUUGAAAGCUCAGACAAACCCAUUCCUAGAUGUCACCGAAGCUCAACAGCUAGCUGAAAACGGGAGGCAAGAACUCCGCAACCUUGGAAUAAGAUAUGCAAAUUACUUUUCUGAACUGUUUCUAGAUGGCACUGCGCAGAAUUUCACUGAGAAAUGUGUUUUUAUAAGCUCUGACUUGCCUCGGACUAGAGACAGUGCCAAGGCAUUCAUACUUGGUAUGCAAAGCAUUGUGGGAAAUGAUAAGGAUGAUGAGUUGAAAAUGAUGAUGGAGGAUCAGAUAGAGAUUCUUGACAUUGCAACAGAUUUUAUGCUGAGGUUUUAUUAUAAUUGUGAGAAAGUUGUCCAAACAGUGCAGAGAAACAAGACGGCAUUGGCAGAGUAUUAUUUAUUUGGUGAUGGAUCAGAGAUAAAUUCUGUAGUGGAUGGAGUUUCGAAGAGGUUAAAAAUAAAGCACUCAAGACUUACGAAUGAACAUGUGCAAAUGCUGUAUACAUUGUGCUCAACCACGUUGGCGAUAUUCAACGAAAUAAGUUGGUGUGAGGUUUUCACGCAAGAUGAACUGAGGGUCAUGGAGUAUUGGUCAGAUGUCAAGCAGUACUGGAAGAAAAGCUAUGGUCAUAAGAUUAAUUAUCAUAUCAGUUGUCAAUUUUUACAACAUAUUUUUAGUACGCUGGAAGAUAACCAUGACAACUCUCCUGUGGGUGUAUUUCGUUUUGGACAUGCUGAAACCUUAAUACCGUUAUUAAGUAUUCUUGGGUUGUACAAAGAUGAAGAGAUUAUCUUGAAAUAUGACAAUUACCAUAGCAACUGGAACAGAACUUUCCGAGCCAGCAAGCUGUCUCCGUUUGCUGGUAACAUAGCCUUUGUUUUAUACAGCUGUACAGAUAGCACUGGAAACUCAACGUAUAUGAUAGAGGUAUUACUCCAUGAACAGCCAGUGACUUUACCAUGCUGUGCUUCAACAUUGUGCUCCUAUGAUGUUAUUAAACAAUUUUAUUCCACAUGGCUGGAGGAUUGUGAUUUAACCGAAUUAUGUGGAACUUGGACUGAGAUACGCCAACCAAGAGAAGAGCUCUGA
Messenger RNA from Saccoglossus kowalevskii, 1407 nucleotides. RefSeq names its product multiple inositol polyphosphate phosphatase 1-like. Gene Ontology annotation, molecular function: inositol phosphate phosphatase activity; acid phosphatase activity. NCBI's taxonomy places the organism in Eukaryota, Metazoa, Hemichordata, Enteropneusta, Harrimaniidae. The record is from RefSeq and is a predicted model, not a curated record.